AUGGGUGGUGCUCAUGCUGUAAGCAGACUGAGGCAUAAGACUAAGCGUCACACAAGAGAUUUCGAUCAAGUGUGCGCCGACAUCAAAUCAGCUCGUCAUCUUGAGCUAUACAAAAACACCAAAGAUGUAGAAGACCUUCCAGGUCUUGGACGCCAUUACUGCAUCGAAUGCUCAAAAUGGUUCGAGAGUGAAUACAAUAUGAAGGCUCACAAAAAGGGCAAGAUUCAUAAGCGAAGGCUUCGUGACCUUAAAGGUGAACCUCACACUCAACAAUCUGCCGAGGCUGCCGUUGGACUGGGAAAGGUAGACAACGGCAAGCGAUCAGAGACUGUGGCCAUGGAAAUGGACUGA
Penicillium taxi is the source of this 351-nucleotide messenger RNA. Its product is annotated as putative C2H2 finger domain protein. The record is from RefSeq and is a predicted model, not a curated record. Gene Ontology annotation, molecular function: zinc ion binding; nucleic acid binding. Bases 1 to 351 code for a protein of 116 amino acids. NCBI's taxonomy places the organism in Eukaryota, Fungi, Ascomycota, Eurotiomycetes, Eurotiales, Aspergillaceae. The transcript has 3 exons.